UAAAGCAAAGAAAAAGGGAAAACUGAGAGAAAAGAGAGUGAGAGAGUAAUCUUGUGAUCUUGCUUUCUGUUGGUUUUUGAAGAUGGUUUAUUCAUAUGUUGUGGGAGGAAUCAUGGCUUCUCUGUUUGGGCUUGUUGUGUUGUACAAUUCAAGAAAAAAGAGGACGAACAGGGGAGCUUUGAUGGGGAGAAUGAGGGAUGAAUGUCCUAAGACCUCUGGAAAUGGAGGAUGCAGUCAGGAGAUCACAGAAUGUAGUGAUGUGAUUAUUGUUGGUGCUGGAGUUGCUGGGUCUGCUCUUGCUUACGCUCUUGGCAAGGAUGGACGCCGAGUACAUGUGAUUGAAAGGGACCUCUCUGAGCCUGAUAGAAUUGUGGGAGAACUGCUUCAACCUGGUGGCUAUCUGAAAUUAGUUGAUUUGGGUCUAGAAGAUUGUGUCAAAGGGAUUGAUGCCCAGAAAGUGUUUGGAUAUGCACUUUACAAAGAUGGGAAACACACUCAACUGUCGUAUCCCUUGGAGCAUUUUCAUCCUGAUGUGGCUGGGAGAGGCUUUCAUUAUGGGCGUUUCAUUCAGAGCCUGAGAGCAAAAGCGGCUUCUAUUUCUAGUGUAAGAUUGGAACAAGGAACAGUAACAUCCCUGAUUGAACAAGAUGGGACUAUCAAAGGGGUGCAGUACAAGAACAAAGCUGGUGAAGUACUAACUGCAUAUGCCCCGUUUACGAUUGUAUGCGAUGGUUGUUUUUCAAAUUUGCGCCAAUCUCUCUGCAAUCCCAAGGUGGCUGUGCCCUCAUCUUUUGUUGGUUUGGUCCUGGAAAACAGCCCCCUUCCAUACACCAACCACGGACAUGUUAUCUUGGCAGAUCCUUCGCCUGUCCUGUUUUAUCCCAUCAGUAGUUAUGAGAUCCGUUGUUUGGUGGAUGUCCCUGGCCAAAAGGUGCCCUCCAUAUCCAGUGGAGAAAUGGCUCACUAUUUGAAAACUGCAGUGGCUCCCCAGAUCCCCCCUGAGCUUUAUAGUGCCUUCAUAUCUGCAAUCAACAAAGGAAACAUUAAAACAAUGCCAAAUAGAAGCAUGCCUGCAUCACCCCUUCCAACCCCAGGAGCACUUUUACUUGGGGAUGCGUUCAACAUGCGACAUCCUUUAACAGGAGGUGGAAUGACCGUGGCCCUAUCUGAUGUUGUCGUACUAAGGGAUCUCUUCAGGCCAUUGCAGGAUCUGAAUGAUGCAGCUGCUGUGUGCAAGUAUCUUGAAGCCUUCUAUACUCUAAGGAAGCCGGUGGCAUCUACAAUAAAUACAUUGGCAGGAGCUUUAUACAAGGUGUUUUGUGCAUCACCUGACCAAGCAAGGAAGGAAAUGCGCCAAGCAUGUUUUGACUAUUUGAGCCUGGGAGGUGUCUUUUCCAAUGGACCUGUGUCUCUGCUCUCUGGUCUAAACCCUCGCCCACUGAUCUUGGUUCUCCAUUUCUUCGCUGUAGCAGUUUAUGGCGUUGGCCGCUUACAGCUUCCAUUCCCUUCACCUAAACGGAUGUGGCUUGGGGUUAGGCUGAUUUCGGGUGCAUCGGCUAUAAUAUUCCCCAUUAUAAAGGCUGAAGGAGUGAGACAAGUGUUCUUCCCUGCAACUGUUCCAGCAUACUACAGAGCUCCUCCUAUGAUCUGA
Molecule: messenger RNA, 1651 nt
Organism: Vitis vinifera (wine grape)
Lineage: Eukaryota; Viridiplantae; Streptophyta; Magnoliopsida; Vitales; Vitaceae
Product: squalene monooxygenase SE1
Exons: 8
Coding region: 83-1651 (522 amino acids)
Biological process (GO): sterol biosynthetic process
Cellular component (GO): endoplasmic reticulum; membrane
Molecular function (GO): squalene monooxygenase activity; flavin adenine dinucleotide binding
Source: RefSeq, a predicted model, not a curated record